AUGAGUGAGACGUUUGGUCUUCAGUAUGUCAGCCCGUAUGCAUUUGAAGCAAUGCAAAAGGUGGAUGUAGUGCGUUUGGCUGCCUUGAGUGAUCCAGAGCUGAGGCUUUUGCUUCCAUGCCUGGUUCGCAUGGCCUUAUGUGCCCCGGCAGACCAAAGUCAGAGCUGGGCUCAAGACAAGAAAUUACUUCUACGGCUUCUAUCUGGAGUGGAGGCUGUGAAUUCCAUUGUGGCCCUGCUGUCUGUGGAUUUUCAUGCUUUGGAACAGGAUGCCAACAAAGAGCAGCAACUAAGACACAAGCUUGGGGGAAGUACUGGAGAAAGUAUUUUAGUAUCUCAACUUCAGCAUGGCCUUACAUUGGAGUUUGAACACAGUGACUCUCCUCGCCGGUUGCGUCUAGUGCUUAGUGAGUUGCUGGCAAUCAUGAAUAAGGUGGCAGAUUCAAAUGGUGAAUAUUUUUUUAAAUCGUCUGAACUGUUUGAAAGCCCUGUGCACAUGGAGGAAGCGGCAGAUGUUCUCUGCAUUUUACAAGCAGAAUUGCACACUCUUUUGCCAAUUACUGAAAUGGCUGAAGCUUUACUACAUGUUCGCAAUGGUGCCUGGUUCUUGUGCCUGCUGGUGGCUAAUGUUCCUGACAGUUUUAAUGAUGUAUGCAGGAGUUUGAUAAAGAAUGGAGAGCGCCAGGAUGAGGAGAGCACUGGAGGGAGACGAAGAACUGAAGCACUGCGUCAGCUGUGCAAAAUGAAUCCGUCACAGGCCCUCAAAGUGCGAGGCAUGGUGGUAGAGGAAUGUCACCUUCCGGGACUUGGUGUUGCUUUGACAUUGGACCACACUAAAAAUGAGGCAGGUGAUGAUGGUGUAAGCAACAUGGUUUGUUUUGUGAGUGGACUGCUACUUGGAACCAAUGCAAAAGUUCGUACGUGGUUUGGAACGUUUAUUCGCAAUGGUCAACUGAGAAGGCGAGAAAAUAGCAGCUCAGUGCUUUGGCAAAUGAGAAAACAGCUGCUCUCUGAGUUGAUGAGCAUUCUCCCAGCUGCGAAAAAAGCACAGAUGCCACAGGAGGGAGAUCCUGAGCGUGCAGCUUCUCUAUACUGUGGACUCAAAGAAGAACAUGUGGUGAAAGCCAGCUCUCUGCUUCGACUCUACUGUGCAUUGAUGGGAAUUGCUGGCCUUAAACCAACAGAUGAAGAAGCUGAGCAAGUACUUCAGCUCAUGACUAGUCGGCCACCUGCAACUCCUGGUGGCGUUCGCUUUGUCUCCCUUUCUUUCUGUAUGCUGCUGGCAUUUUCCACAUUGGUCAGCACCCCAGAACAAGAGCAGUUGAUGCUGAUGUGGCUAAGCUGGAUGAUUAAAGAGGAAGCAUAUUUUGAAAGCACUGCUGGUGUAUCAGCCUCGUUUGGAGAAAUGCUGUUGUUGGUUGCCAUGUAUUUUCAUAGCAACCAGUUGAGUGCCAUCAUUGAUUUGGUUUGCUCUACUUUGGGAAUGAAGAUUGUCAUCAAACCUAGCUCGCUUAGUAGAAUGAAGACUAUUUUCACCCAGGAGAUAUUUACAGAGCAGGUUGUCACAGCACAUGCAGUUCGUGUCCCUGUCACAAGCAACUUGAGUGCAAACAUUACUGGCUUUUUACCAAUUCACUGUAUUUAUCAGCUGCUGAGAAGUCGUGCUUUCACUAAGCACAAGGUAUCAAUAAAGGACUGGAUAUACACUCAGCUUUGUGAAACGACCCUUCCACUGCAUCAGCAGCUGCUCCCACUGAUUGAUGUGUACAUCAAUUCAGUCAUCACUCCAGCAUCAAAGUCUAGUCCAGAAGCCACUAACAAGCCAAUCACUGAGCAAGAAAUCCUGAAAGUUUUCCAGGGUCACCCAGGGGAGAGUCCACGCUUAAACCAAAGACACAGAAUAACUGCUCAGCUACUGUUGCUUUAUUACCUUCUUUCUUACGAGGAAGCUCUUUUAGCUAAUUCAAAGACAUUAGCGGCCAUGCAAAAAAAGCCAAAGUCUUACUCUUCAUCAUUGAUGGACCAAAUUCCUAUAAAAUAUCUUAUUCGACAAGCACAGGGCCUACAGCAGGAACUUGGAGGUUUACACUCUGCCUUGCUACGUCUGCUUGCUACAAACUACCCACAUCUCUGCAUUGUGGAUGACUGGAUCUGUGAGGAAGAAAUCACAGGGACAGAUGCUCUUUUGCGAAGGAUGCUAUUAACUAACUCUGCCAAAAGUCAUUCACCUAUACAGCUACAAGAGGCAUUUUCAGUACUGCAAAGCAACCACACACAACUGAUGCAAAUCUUGGAACAUUUGACUUUGCUUAGCGCUAGUGACCUAAUCCCUUAUGCGGAAGUGCUUACUGCUAAUAUGAGCCAGCUUCUGAAUGUUGGUGUUCCACGUAGGAUCUUGCAGACCAUCAACAAGUUGUGGAUGACCUUGAACACUGUCAUGCCCAGAAGGUUGUGGGUGAUGACAGUAAAUGCUUUACAACCUUCAUUAAAGUUGGCUCGUCAGCACAAAUACACACAGAAUGACCUCAUGAUUGACCCUCUGAUUGUUCUACGAUGUGAUGCCCGAAUUCUGAGGUGUCCACCAAUAAUGGAUAUCACAUUACACAUGCUGAAUGGUUACCUUUUAGCUUCCAAAGCUUAUCUGAACUCUUACCUCAAAGAGACUGCAGAUCAGGAUAUUAAACCAUCUCCCAGUAGUGCCAUGACCCUGGCAGGACAGGGAGAAACCAUGGAAGUUACCAGAGAAGAACUGAAGAAUGCACUGCUUUCAGCCCAGGAUAGCGCAGCAGUGCAGCUCCUGCUGGGAGGUUUGUCUUCCAGCAGAGGAAGAGAAGACUCAGGAGAACACAGAAGGAGAUGAGAGCCUACUUUGUAAUCUCAGAGAGGUUCAGUGCCUGAUUUGCUCUCUGCUUCAUCAGAUGUUUAUAGCAGACCCAAAUAUCGCUAAACUAGUCCAUUUUCAGGGCUACCCCUGUCAGCUGCUACCCCUGACUGUUGCAGGCAUACCAUCAAUGCACAUAUGUCUGGAUUUUAUACCUGAGCUCAUAGCUCAGCCAGAAUUAGAGAAACAGAUCUUUGCAAUACAGCUUCUUUCACACCUAUGCAUCCAGUAUGCUUUGCCAAAAUCGCUUAGCAUGGCACGUCUAGCCAUUAAUGUGAUGGGGACCUUGCUCACAGUACUAACUCAAGCUAAGCGUUAUAUAUUUUUCAUGCCAACCUUGCCCUGCUUAGUAUCCUUCUGCCAAGCAUUUCCACCACUGUAUGAAGACACCAUGUCACUGCUAAUACAAGUAGGACAAGUCUGUGCAUCAAAUGUGGCCACACAGACAAGAGAUGUUGACCCAAUUAUUACGCGUCUGCAGCAACUUAAAGAAAAACCAAAAGAGCUACCUAGCACGUUUUACCUUUCCACACUGUCUGUAUCUGCCAAAGAGGCAGAGAGUGUAGAUCCAGAUGUACAGCUCUGUCAGCGAGUUGAAAGUACCAUUAUUGAAAUAAUUUAUAUGAGUGUCACAGGAGUGUGA
Molecule: messenger RNA, 3523 nt
Organism: Staurois parvus
Lineage: Eukaryota; Metazoa; Chordata; Amphibia; Anura; Ranidae
Source: the annotation of a GenBank genome assembly